Molecule: messenger RNA, 10107 nt
Organism: Anolis carolinensis (green anole)
Lineage: Eukaryota; Metazoa; Chordata; Lepidosauria; Squamata; Anolidae
Gene: auts2
Product: activator of transcription and developmental regulator AUTS2
Exons: 19
Coding region: 2642-6433 (1263 amino acids)
Source: RefSeq, a predicted model, not a curated record
ACGUCGUCGCCUGGAGCCGAGGAGGAGGCGGAGGAGGCGGAGGAGGAGGAGGAGGGCCUUGUUUUGGGGUCCCUCACCGGUCCCCCCGAAUUUGGGGGGAAUUCUCCCCUCAGACUUUGCCUUUUACCUCAGCCGCGGCGUUGUGUUCCUUUGUGUGGCGGCUUGGCGACGCUUUUUUUUUUCCCACCCCGCUUCUUCCCUGAGGAGAAAACACGACAACAUGAGGAGAAGAAAGGCGGGCCCGUCGUCGUCGUCGUCGUGCAUCCUCACCGCCCUCGCCUGGAUUGAGAGCGUUUUCGGCGGGGGGAGCGGCCCUCCCGAGGCAUUCCCCCGUGACAUUCCGUGAGGAGCCUCCCACCGCCUCCUCAAGGAGACCCGCCAUUACUUUGGAUUUAUUAUUAUUAUUAUUAUUGCCAUUUUCCAUAUUUAUUUUUGGUGUGUCCUUUAUUAUUUUGCGUGUCUCUACCCUUCCAUAAUUCCUCCCUCUCUAUCUCUCAAACCUUCCAUUUGUGGGGUUAUUUUUUGCUCCCCCAAACUUGAGGCCUUCUCCUUUCCUUCCCCUCCAUCACUCCCUCUCUCAACUAUCCAUCCUCCUUUGUGUCCCUCUCUCUACUGUCUAGUCUUUCUUCUUCUCCCUUCUGUUUUCCUCCCUCUCUCUCCCUUUCUUUCUUCAGAGUUUUUUGGGGACCCCCCACAACUGUCACUCCCCCGUAUCCCUUACUUUUUGGGGACCCCUAAGGUUGGGAUCCCCCUAUCACUUUCACCCUGUCAUUCUCCCCCAUAUCCUUUCCUUUUUGGGGACCCCUGAAGUUGGGAAUCCCCGUCACUCCCACCCUUUCGUUCCCUUGUUUCCCUUACUUUUUGGGGACCCUUAAAGUUGGGAACCCCCCACCACUCUCUCCCUUCCACCCUUUUGUUCCCUUGUUUCCCUUCCUUUCAGGGGACCCCUAAAGUUGGGAUCCCCCUCAUCACUCUCUCCCUUCCACCCUGUCAUUCUCCCCUGUAUCAUUUCCUUUUUGGGGACCCCUAAAGUUGGGAUUCCCCCCAUCACUCUCUCCCUUCCACCCUGUCAUUCCCCCCUGUAUCCCUUACUUUUUGGGGACCCCUAAAGUUGGGAUCCCUCAUCACUCUCUCCCUUCCACCCUGUCAUUCCCCCCUGUAUCCCUUACUUUUUGGGGACCCCUAAAGUUGGGAUCCCCCCUCAUCUCCCUUUCACCCUGUCAUUCUCCCUUGUAUCCCUUCCUUUUUGGGGACCCCUAAAGUUGGGAACCCCCAUCACUCUCUCCCACCCUUUCAUUCCCUUGUUUCCCUUACUUUUUGGGGACCCCUAAAAAGUUGGGAACCCCCAUCACUCUCUCCCUCCCACCCUGUCAUUCUCCCCUGUAUCCCUUCCUCUGGGGGACCCCCUAAAGUUGGGGCCUGCAAUUCGGCACUUGCUCUCCCUCCCUCUUUCUAUUGAGGACCCUAAAGUUGAGGGUCCGUUUCUUAGGGGACUUCCUUCUCUCCAUCACUCUCUUCCUCCAUCUCCAUCUCUUGAGGGAACUCAAAGUUGAGGAGCAUCUUUUUCUCCCUUUCAUCUCCUUCCCUCUUUCUACUGGAGACCCUAAAGUUGAAGGAUUGUUUCUUAGGGGUCUCCCUUCUUCUCUACAUCACUCUUGGGGGACCGUUCCUUGGGGGGGGGGGGGUUCCUUCUCUCCAUCAAUCUCUUCCUCUCCUUCUCUUGAGGGACCUCAAAGUUGAGGAGCAUCCCUUUUCCCCUCCAUCUCCUUUCCUCUCUCUAUUGGGGACCAUUAAAGUUGAGGACCAUUUCUUUGGGAUCUUCCUCAUCCUCUCCAUCACUCUCUUCUUUCCUUCUCUUGAGGGACCUCAAAGUUGGGGAGCAUCCCUUUCUCCCCUGCAUCUCCUUCCCUCUCUCUAUUGGGGAUCCUAAAGUUGGGGAACAGUUUCUUAGAGGGCUCCCUCAUCCUCUCCAUCACUCUCUUUCACCUUCUCUUGGGGGACCUCAAAGUUGAAGAGCAUCCUUUUCUCCCCUCCACUGUCUCCCUCAUCCUUUCCCUCUGCAUUCUUUCUUUGUUUGUGUCUUGAGGGUUUGGGGGACCCCCAAAGCUGGGGGGGGCGUUCCUUAGGGGUCUCCCUCACCCUCUCCAUAAUUCUCACCCUCCCUCUCCUUCUCUUGGGGAACCACAAAGUUGAGGAGCACUCUUUUCUCCCCUCCAUCGUUCUCCCUCUUCCUCUCUGUCUGCAUUCCAUCACUCUGCCUUUCUCUCUGUAUCCUUUUCUCCUUUGUGUCUUGAGGGUUUGGGGGACUCCCAAAGUUGAGGGACCGUUCCUUAGGGAUCUCCCUUAUCGUCUUCAUCACUCUCUUCCUCCCUCUCCAUCCCGCUCGUUUUCUUGAGGGCCUCAAAGUUGGGGAGAGUAUUAUUUUCUCUCCAUCGUUCUUCCUCUCUCUCUGUAUCCCUUCCCCAUUUGUGUCUUGAGGGUUUGGGAGACUCCCAAAAUUGGGGGGAGCAUCCUUUGUAAGUCUCCCUAACCCCCAUCUCUCUUCAUAUCUUGUGUCCCUCCUUCAUUCCUCUCCUUUUGGCUUUGGGAAUUGGGGACACCCCCUAAACUUUGGGGUGUCCCCCAAAACGGAUUGGGAGCUAUGGAGGGGCGCAAGAAGCGGCGCUCCCGCUCCCAGCGCGACCGGGCCAGGCGCUCCCCACAUGGAUUACAACCAGAAAGGGCAGCUUUGGGGGCCACAGAAGAUGGGGAUCCCCCCCGAAGGCCCCGCCGCCCCCCUCUGCUCCCUCCGCCUUGGCUUUUCUCCUCCUCGGGCUCGGAGCUGGAGCACCGUGGGCCCCCCACCUCAUCCCGGCCUCGCCCCCCAAGGAGGAAGAGGAGGCCAUCUUCAUCGCCUGAAGAGGACAUCAUCGACGGCUUCGCCAUGGCCUCCUUUGUCACCCUGGACGCCCUGGAGAAGGAUGUAGUCGUGAAGCCCCACGACCCCGUGGAAGACCAUCAGGAUCUCUUGGUGAAAAAGAAACGGAACAUGAUUACGAAUGGACUGUCGUAUCAUCUGAAAAAAAAUAGCCUGCACGACCAUCACUACAGUUCGGACCGGGAGAAUGACCACAACCUGUGUCAGCACCUCAGGAAAAGGAAGAAGUUGUUGAAAGGUCUCCGACAGCUUAAUCCAGGCCAGAACAGCUGCCGGGACAGUGACAGCGAAAGUGCCAGCGGUGAAUCCAAAGUCUUCCAUCGGAGCAGUUCUCGAGAGAGGCUCAGUGAUACCUCGACGUCAUCUAGCUUGGGAACGGGCUAUUUUUGUGACAGUGACAGUGAUCAAGAAGAAAAGGCCUCUGAUGCCGGUUCUGAAAAGUUGUUCAACACAACUGCAAAGAAAGAUACAGACUUAGGGGUUGGUUCACUGAAAGAAAAUGAAGAGGAAGAUGCCAGGACGUUGUCAGUCCCCAAAAUAUCCGGACUAGAACGGAGUCAAGAGAAGAGUCAGGACAGCGAUAAAGAUCCACUGCUUGACCUGGUUGUGCCUCAAAAUCUUUGCCCUCAGGUUUCUCAGCCUUCCAUCCCCCCUCAUUUGGAACCGCCGUCAGAGACACAUUCUCCCAAACCUGCUGUGAUCCAGCGAUCGGAGCCUUCUCAUUCUUCGCAGCCUGAAGCAACCCAGAAGCUUCAGAACUCUGAGGUGGACCAGCACCCCUCAGCGCCUCCAUCCCAAGCGCAGCACCCCCUGAGACCGCUUUCUCCUGGACAGCCAGCAAAUCAGAGUCUGCCAUCGUCCCAGCUGCGUCCUCCAUCCUGCAGCCUUGCACAACAGUUGUCAUCGUAUAACAGUAGCAGCUUGAGCCUCAACAGUUUGAGCAGCAGCAGAAGCAGUACGCCCGCAAAGGCUCAGCCGCCUCCGCCAGCCCUUCCACCUCCACAUAUCGCCCACCACUCCUCGGCGUCCCCCUUCCCCCUUUCCUUACCAAACCACAGCCCGCUCCAUACAUUUGCUCCCACCCUCCAGCCUCCUACACACUCCCAUCACCCCAAUAUGUUUGCCCCUCCCACGGCAUUGCCCCCUCCUCCUCCUCUGACAUCGGGGACGCUGCAGGUUCCAGGCCAUCCUGCUGGGAGCGCUUAUUCAGAGCAAGACCUUCUCCGCCAGGAACUGAACACCCGGUUUCUAGCUUCCCAGAGUGCGGACCGUGGUGCCUCGCUGGGCCCGCCCCCCUACCUGAGGACCGAGUUCCACCAACAUCAGCACCAGCACCAGCAUACGCACCAGCACACGCACCAGCACACCUUCACCCCGUUUCCCCACGCCAUCCCGCCCACUGCCAUCAUGCCAACGCCAGCACCUCCCAUGGUGCGUACCCCAGGCAGAAAUUUUGACAAAUACCCUACAAAAGUUGACCCUUUCUACCGUCACAGUUUGUUCCACUCCUACCCUCCGGCUGUAUCAGGGAUCCCUCCUAUGAUUCCUCCGACAGGUCCUUUUGGCUCACUCCAAGGAGCAUUUCAACCCAAGAGUUCGAAUGCUAUUGACGUCACGACCAGACCUGGAGCCGUCCCGCAUACCCUCCUGCAGAAAGAUCCACGGUUGACCGAUCCGUUCAGGCCCAUGUUGCGGAAACCUGGGAAAUGGUGCGCUAUGCAUGUCCAUAUUGCGUGGCAGAUAUACCACCAUCAGCAAAAAGUAAAGAAGCAGAUGCAGUCGGAUCCCCACAAACUGGACUUCGGUCUCAAACCCGAAUUUCUGAGUCGACCGCCAGGUCCGAGCCUCUUUGGAGCGAUCCAUCACCCUCACGACUUGGCCCGACCCUCAACCCUCUUCUCCGCAGCCAGCGCUGCCCACCCCGCCGGCCCUCAUUUCGGGCCCCCAGCCCACCACAGCAACUUUCUCAACCCGGCUGCCCAUUUAGAGACUUUUAAUCGGCCCACCACGUUCACCAGUCUCGCGGCUGUGAGCAGCAAUGCCUUCGGGGGACUCGGGAACCCUGCUGUUACACCCAACGCUAUGUUCGGCCACAAGGAUUGCCCCAGUAUGCAGAGCUUUAGCAACCCUCACGAGCCCUGGAACCGUCUGCACCGAACUCCUCCUUCGUUCCCGACCCCUCCGCCCUGGCUGAAGCCAGGUGAGCUGGAACGCAGUACCUCUGCGGCAGCUCAUGAGCGAGAUAGAGAUCUAGAUAAAGGAGACUCUUCUCUUAAUAAAGAGGACAAAGAAAGGGAGAGCCUUGAGAAGAGACACUCAAGCCAUCCUUCCCCUGCGCCUCUCCAUUCCGUGAGCUCCCUUGGACAUAGCCGAAGCUCGGCCGAGCAGAUCCGGAGUGGUCACUUGAACCCCGAAGUCCGGGAGAAAGAGAAGAACAAAGAGCGGGACAGGGAACACUCCGAAUCCCGCAAGGACGCUGGCACCGACGAGCACAAAGUCAAGGACAACUAUAUUUCGGACAAAGACAGCCUGACUCACGAGAGCAGGCCGUCGGAGGAGUCUAAGCAGGCGUCGAGGGUGCCGUCGCCCUAUACCCGGCCUCCUGUUGUGGAGAACACCAGACCCAACAGCACCUCGAGCCGGGAGGCUGAGAAAAAGGCUGAACCCGCGUACGAGAACCUAAAGAAAUCCAGUGAAAUCAAAGUGAAGGAGGAGAGGAAGGAAGACCACGAUAUCCCGCCUGAACCGUCGCAGCCUCAUCGACAGUCGGAGCCGCCGCUCCCAGUGCCCUCCUCCGGUGUCCACCCAGGCCCCUUGGUGUCAAUGCCCAUGACUGUUGGUGUCACCGGGAUCCACCCCAUGAACAGCAUCAGCGGCCUGGACAGGACUCGCAUGAUGACGCCCUUCAUGGGGAUCAGCCCCGUCCCAGGCGGCGAGCGCUUCCCGUACCCGUCGUUCCACUGGGAUCCCAUGAGAGACCCCUACCGGGAUUUGGACCUCCACCGGAGAGACCCCUUAGGGAGAGAGUUCCUCCUGAGGAACGACCCCUUGCACCGCCUCUCGGCGCCCCGGCUGUAUGACGCAGAGAGGCCUUUCAGGGACCGAGAGCCGCACGACUACAAUCACCACCACCCUGCGCUUUCCAUUGACCCUCGGCGCGAGCAUGAGCGGGGGGCUCACCUGGACGAGCGGGAGAGGCUGCACAUGCUCCGAGAGGACUACGAGCACGUGCGGCUCCACUCGGUCCACCCGGCGGCCCUGGACGGCCACUUGCCCCACCCGGGUUUGCUCACCCCAGGACUUCCAAGCAUGCACUACCCCAGAGUCAGCCCCUCGUCCGGACUCCCAAACGGGAUUCUCAACAAAACGCCCCCCACCGCGGCUCUGAGCGCACCUCCCCCUUUAAUUUCCACUCUGGGACCUCGGCCUAGCUCUCCGCGAAGGACUACCCCUUUGUCGACAGAAAUGCGGGACAGGCCGCCCUCCCACACACUGAAGGACAUAGAAGCGCGAUAAGAGGACUUGAUUUGGUGGGGAAACCUCUCCAAUCUCUUACUCGAUAAAUGUAGACUUUGGUUAUGGCCCAGCUGUACAAAACGCAUACAUCCAGGCGUGUGGUAGGUUGGUUUCUUUACUUGGGUUGGAUAUUAUAUGAGGGUUAUCCGGAAAGUAAGGUUUACAAGGCACGUAACUCUCAUGGGGAAUUUUCGCGGGGAAAGUUGGUAUCACUGCCGUGUAGCGGGAAGCCAGAGGAAGCAAACGAGCAGUCCCAAUUGUCAGUAGCUCAUCGACCGACGUUGUGGUAAAGGUUAGAGACGAGUGUCCUCAUUCCAUUUCCCUCCAAGUAGAAAGUAAGGUUACAGGGCACGCAACUCUCACGGGGAAUUUUCGUGGGGGAAGUUGGAAUUGCUGCUGGGUAGCGGGAAGAAAGCGAAUGUGCAAUGCCAGUUGUAAGUAGUUCAUCAACUGGCAUUGUGAAGGUUAGAGAUGAGUGUCCUCAUUCCGUUUCCCUCCAAGUGGAAAGUAAGGUUUCAAGACACGUAACUCGCGGGGAAUUUUCGUGGGGGAAGUUGGUGUCACUGCCGGGUAGUGGAAAACCAGCAGAAGCGAACGAGCAGUCUCAGUCGUGAUUAGCUCAUCGACCGGCAUUGUGAUGAAGGUUAGAGAUGAGCGUCUUCAUUCCGUUUCCCGCCAAGUGCGAAGUUCGUGUUGUAAUACGCUACCUAAACGCUAAGGGCAUCAACACCGCUGCGAUUAUCACAAAAUUGUUUGAGUUUAUGGAGAGGACGUAAUGUCAAAACAGCAUGGGUCCGGAAUUACGAUUUUGGAAGGACGGAAAUUCACGAUGAAGACGGGAGUGGAUGGCCGUCCGUUGUGACUGACAAUGUAGUGCAGAAAAUUCGAGAAAAUCUUCUGUCGGAUCGCCAUUCGACAAUUGCCGACCUGCGUGAACGUUGUCCAAACAUUUCACGAACUGUUUCCAUGAAAUCGUAACCAAUUGAAAUAUUGAAAGUUUUCUGCACCAUGUGACGAUUUUUUGACAAAUCGGAGCGGCGUUCACGAUUUACCAUUUCGGAAGCGUAUUACAGCGUGAACCUCACACUUGGAGGGAAAUGGAAUGAGGACGCUCAUCUCCAACCUUCACAACACCAGUCCAUGAACUACUAACUGCUUGAUCGCAACACGGCAGUGAUACCAACUUCCUCCGCGAAAAUUCCCUGCUAGAGUUACAUGCCUUGUAACUUUACUUUCCACUUGGAGGGAAAGGGAAUAGGGACACUUAUCUCAUAACUUUCACCACAAUGCCAAUCGAUGAACUACUAACAACUGUCACUGCUCGUUCGCAACAUGGCAGCGCGUCCCGCACGAAAAUUCCCCACGAGAGUUACGUGCCUUACUUUCCGGAUAACCCUCGUACGUUGGAAGCAAGUUUGCAUCUUUUCUUUAGCUUCCUUUUCUGUCGUUUUGAGUUCCAAACUGGCAAAAUUCUCAAAGUCGAGAUGAAGUUUGUUUUCCCACAGAAGAGUGGGUUCGUGUUUGUUUUCCGGAAACAUCAUUUCCUGGCUCGUUGGGUCAUAUAUGCAAACUGGGUAAGACGAAAGCUUUACUUUGUAAAUAUGUACCAUAGGAGGAGCGAAGUAACAUAAUGCAUUAAUACUUCUGAAAACUGUGCUCUUGGCAGACUUUUCAUUAUGUGCAGCACCUCUUAUUAUUAUUUUUGUUGAGACCGCUAAAACCCCUUCAACUAUGCAAUGAAAUUUUACACUCCAACGGACUCCAACGGAGCCUCGUCGAUACACUCCACCACUCGCUUAAAGUCAUACUUUCCCUGAACAAACCCGUAGUAACCUCUUUCUUACGUUGUUUUUUGAUACAAGAAAUAAGCCAUCCUAAGGAUUCAGCAAACAGAAUGUGGGUAUCAACGGCCACUAGUGGGUUUUAUUUACAUGGCUGUGGUACGGCAUUAAAUUCAUUCCAACCUUUAGUAGCUCAAAUGGCAGGAAAAGCGAUUCCCCUGAACAUUCGAAAGAACCUCCUGACCCGAAGGAGAGCUGUUCAAUAUCUUAUAUUGCUAGGGAAGGGGGCCACCACCGAGAAGGCCCUGUCCUCGUCCCCCUCCAGCCACGCUUGUGAAACAGGCAGGAUCGCGAGCAGGGCCUCCCCAGACGAUCCUUUGUUGGGAGGUGUUAGCUGGCCCUGAUUGUUUCCUGUCUGGAAUUCUCCCGUCUUCUGAGUAUCUCUCUUUAUUUACUGUUUUGAUAAAACUCUAAAGCAAGGGCGGUAAAUAAAGAACGUCACUCAGGAAACCGGGGAAUUCCAGACAUGAAACAAUCAGGACCAGCUAACACCUGCCAACAAAGGAUUCCCCCAGGGAGGAAGCAGCCAGGCUUUGAAGUUGCAAUGCUAUUCAAUGCUAAUAUUUACUGUUUUAAUUUAUUACAAACUCUAAAACAAGGACAGUAAAGUAAAGAACAUCACUCAGAAAACGGGAGAAUUCCGGGCAGGAAACAAUCAGGGCCAGCUAACACCUCCCAACAAAGGAUUUCCCCAAGGAUGAAGCAGCCAGGCUUUGAAGCUGGAGGUUCUUAUCUGAUAGAGUAACCGCUUCGAAAUGCCACACGUCAGGGAGACAAUACUUCUGGGUAUGGUCGAAGGCUUUCCUGACCGGAAUCACUGGGUUGCUGUGAGUCUUUUGGGCUGGAACAUGGCCAUACAGCCCAAAAGACUCACAGCAACCCAGUACUUCCGGGGUUUUACGUGCCAGAGUAGCUCUCUUUGGAGGCGUAUGAGGAUUUGGGGUAUCGCUAUGAUCUGGUCAAUCAUAAGCUCCUCUGGGUGUGUUGAACUACAACUCCCACCAUCCCCAUCCCGACUGAGGGAGUUGUAGUCAGACAUAUCCGAGAGCUGCUGCGUCGGGGAAGAUCAGUUAGGAUGCUUUUGAAAUAUUUUUAAUUUUUAACUGUUUGUUUACAAUGUCUAGUCUAGCUUGUCCUGACCACAAGGUUAGGACAGUUUAUAUAUAUAAAUAUAUAUAAAUAUAUAUAAAUAUUAAUUUUAUAAGAACCUUAAAAUUGUUUUGGCAUUUUUCGAGAACUUCUGUUUGCAUACGGUUUUUGGAGAAAAUAUGACUUUAUCAGAAAGCGUACACUUCCCUUUGCAUACUACCGGACUGUAAAAAAACAACAACAUAUGUGUAUGGAAUAAAACAAAAUUAGUUCCAUUGUGUAUUAAAGUGAUAAUCUCAAGUUGUUUUCCUGUUUUGACAAAAAGAAAAAAAAAGUCUGAAUUACGGACCGCUGUUUCUAAGGAUCAGAAAUCUAUUUUAGUAGUCAACUAAAAAAAGAAAAAGUUUUAGUUGUGAACUUUGGAUUUUUGUGAACUCCAGAUGUUGUGCGGUGUGUUUUCUUAUUUUUGAGAAAGAGACGAGAAAAAAACCUGAAAAAGGGGGCAAAUGUAUUGCCGGCGCCGUAGCGAUAGCUUUCAAUAUUGUAAAGACAUUGUUAUAUACUGAUUCUUUUUUGCUGUUAACUCCUGUGUGUAAUAAAAAGUCCUUUCUAGAUCCUAUGUGAGAAGGAAAAAAAAAUUUACAACCAACCCCAAAGCAACAAGCAAUCCACCGCAUGUUCCCUCAUGAGCAAAGACUUGUGUAAUGUACAUUUGUGCCAUGUUAUUAAAAAAUGUGAACUUGA